This is a messenger RNA of Scatophagus argus, 1359 nucleotides long. RefSeq names its product endonuclease, polyU-specific C (gene endouc). Lineage: Eukaryota; Metazoa; Chordata; Actinopteri; Scatophagidae. The coding region runs from base 145 to 1083 and encodes 312 amino acids. The transcript has 8 exons. Gene Ontology annotation, molecular function: RNA endonuclease activity. The record is from RefSeq and is a predicted model, not a curated record.
GAACCAGAUUUGCGCAUGCGCACUUAGCAGACACAACACAUCCAGGUUGCUCGGUGCGGGUGGAGACUGGACCUGAAGUGCUACGGACAAGUGUGUACUGUACUGUAGUUCGAGCUGAAGGGCUGAAAGCUUGCAAGAAGUAUCAUGGCUGCAAGGCUCUGUGGAGUCCUUGUCCUUCUCACGUUGCUCAGUGGAUUGAAUGCAUCAAGACCAGCUGUAAACCAAGAACUGUCCAAUAUUUUCAAUGAGCUGUGGAGCUUGGAUGUGAAUCGCUUGACUCCUGGGAUAGACUACACAAUCUCUGUUCAGGGCAGAGCCAGUUUUGUAAACCAGGGCACCCAUGUGGUACGGGAUCAUGCCUCACAGCCUCUGUUCUCCAACGUUAAUGAGGACAAACUGAAGAACACAACGUCCUUCUCCCGAUUCAUCAGACUGUUGGAUAACUAUGAGCGGUCCGUAGGUGUGGCCGAACGAGUCACAACAGAGGAGCUGACAGAGAUUAAUCUCUUCCUGGAUGCCGUCUUAGAGACAGAAGUCAUGAAGCGGGCUCAUCGGUACCUGGUGAGCAAAGGGAAGUCCAACUCUAAUCUGAGACUGUUUAAGAGUCAACUGCACUUGAUCUGGUUCCACCUCUACCACCGACAGAGAAACACAGGCCUGGACUCCAGCGGAUUUGAGCAUGUCUUUGUUGGAGAAACUAAAUCUGGAUCAGAAAUCAUUGGUUUUCACAACUGGCUCCAGUUCUACCUGCAAGAAAAAGGCCUGCACUUGGACUACAAAGGAUACAAGGCCAGGGACCACGACUUACCUGAUCAAGACGACCACGUUCUGAACCUCCAGUUCAGCUGGCACGGUUUGGUGAAGCCCGUUGGCAGCGCCUUCAUUGGGACCAGCCCUGAGUUUGAGAUGGCACUCUUCACCAUCGUCUUCCUCUUGAACACAGAGAGGAGCACCACAGUGCUGGUCAACAUCGACCAGUGUCAGAUGGAGCUGGUGGUCAUCAGGCAUGGACGCUCCCUCGGGACGGCGUACCCCAAACUGCUCAGCAGCAACAGCAGACAUCUUAGGCAGCAGUCGCACUGACGUGGAGGAUCCUCAGAUACAAAGUGAUACUCACGUCCUUACAGUGCAGGACACAGACGUGUACAUGUCUGUGAUUCUAUUAGGAUGACUGUAAACCUGAUUUAGCAAUCGAUGCUUCUUAAAGUCAAAUAAGUGAUGCAUUUAUGUCCUCAACAAAUUUAAAAUGACUUUCAUGUAACCUUUGUAUUACAUUUAUAUUACUUCUUUAAAGAAAAGUUGUGAGUAUAUGGAAGUGCUUCAGUGAAAGUGUCAAUAAAAACAAUGAAGUACUCACUA